This is a messenger RNA of Cavenderia fasciculata, 753 nucleotides long. RefSeq names its product superoxide dismutase (gene sod2). Gene Ontology annotation, biological process: superoxide metabolic process. NCBI's taxonomy places the organism in Eukaryota, Evosea, Eumycetozoa, Acytosteliales, Cavenderiaceae. The coding region runs from base 1 to 753 and encodes 250 amino acids. The record is from RefSeq and is a predicted model, not a curated record. Gene Ontology annotation, molecular function: superoxide dismutase activity; metal ion binding. The transcript has 4 exons. Gene Ontology annotation, cellular component: mitochondrion.
AUGAUUAGUAGAUUUACAUCAACCAACCUUUUAAGAGGUGCAGUCAGAUAUUAUGGCUCAACAUCAACCUCUUACACAUUGCCAGACCUCCCAUACGACUACAAAGCACUUGAACCGGUCAUUGCCGGUGAGAUCAUGGAGAUUCAUCACAAGAAGCAUCACCAAGCCUACGUCACCAACUUGAAUGCUUCUCUUGAAAAGUAUGCUGCUGCAGAGUCUGCCAAGGACGUUGCUGCCAUGAUUGGUCUCCAAUCUGCCAUCAAGUUUAACGGUGGUGGCCAUGUCAAUCACAGCAUCUUUUGGACUAACCUUGCUCCAAAGAAUGCUCAAGGUGGUGUAUCUCCAUCUGGUCCACUCGCUGAUGCCAUUAAUCAACAAUUUGGUUCACUUGAAAAGUUUAUUGAAAAGUUUAAUGCUCAAACUGUUGCCAUUCAAGGUUCAGGUUGGGGUUGGUUGGGCUAUGACAAGGCUAAUAGCAAGCUUGUCAUCUCUAGCUGUGCCAAUCAAGAUCCACUCUCUACCAUUGGUUUAACUCCACUUUUGGGUAUUGAUGUCUGGGAACAUGCUUACUAUCUUCAAUACAAGAAUGCUAGAGCUGACUACUUGAAGAACAUUUGGCAAAUUGUUAACUGGAGUAAUGUUGCCGAGAGAUACUCAAAGGCAAAGAGAUUAAAACAUAUUCAUGAUAAAAUAGCCUUUAACCUUGUCAAUUUAUUAUAUUCCAUUCAUUGGAUGGAUAAUAGAAUUGAAUAG